AUGGCGUCGCAAGCUCAAUCCCCCACGCUAGUCUUCAACUACGACAUCUCAUGCCCGUUUGCCUACAUAGCUUCAACCCGCGUGCAAGCCCUCGCCCAGCGCACAAAUGCAACACUCAUCUACCGCCCCGUCCUGCUCGGCGCCAUCUACCGCGCAACGGCUGCCCCGCAGGGUGCAGCGGGCAGCGCCAGCGACGUCUUCAACGCAGCCAAAAAGAACGUUACAUCCCACGCCAUGCAGCGCACGCUGGACCGCUACCACAUCUCGUACUCGCCGCCGCCACAGCAUCCCCGCAAGACAGUCAAUGCCCUGCGCAUGCUGUACAGCGUCGCCGACCAGGCCACCCGCAAAGCACUAACUCACAACUUGUUCCGCGCGUACUGGGUCCAGGGCAGAGACGUAAACGACAACGCGGUGCUCCUGCAGAUUGCACGUGAAAGCGGCAUCACCGACCUCGAUGCAUCGUGCUUUGACUCUGUUGACGCUAGAAAAGAGCUGGAGACGGCCACGGCAGAGGCGAUUGAACGCGGUGCGUUUGGCGUGCCUGGGUUCUGGAUUCCGGGGGCUCCUACGGGGCCACAGGGCGAGCAAACGGGGCGCUUCUUUUGGGGCCAGGAUCGCAUGCAUUUCGUCGAGGCGACGUUACUCAGUCUCUCAUCGUCAUCUUCUUCGUCUUCUACUACAGCAGCAGCAGCAGACCCAUGGACCCGCGUGCCCAAUCUGCGUUCUCUACUUCCGCGCUGCAUACCCACCAACACACUGUCCCCCUCCAGCCGCGCCGUCAAACUCGAAUUCUGGUUUGACUUUUCGUCGCCGUGGGCAUAUGUCGGCUACACGCAGCUGGCACGCUUACAACGCACGUUUGGGGCUGCGCUGGAAAUCGUGCUGAAGCCCCUGCUGGUCGGCGUCUUGUUCCGCGAGAUUGGCGCGCCCAAUAUGCCGCUGCUGGCGGUGAGUGCGGCCAAAGCGGCGUGGACAAGUCAGGAUAUUGUGGAUUGGACCCGCUGGUGGAAUGCGGUGAAUGUGCAGGAGGGGGGCAGGGAUGGCAAGUUUGGGUUUUACUGGGCGGAUGUGUUUCCGAUUCGGUCGCCGACGUUAUUGAGAGUUGGGCUUGUGGAGCCGAGGGUGACGAAGGUUUUGUAUUCGGCAUGUUGGGAGCAGAACAAAAACAUGUCCGACGAAUCUGUUCUCCAGUCCGUCCUGGAUGAAGCGGGAUACAACGGUGCUGAUCUCAUUGCGCGUGCAAAAGCCCCUCCUAUCAAAGAGAAACUGCGGGAGCUUACGGCUGAGGCAAAGGCCCUGGGCCUUUGCGGUGUGCCCACAUACCGUGUGUUGAAGCAGAAGCAGGAAGGGGGAGAGUAUGAGCAAGUCGGUGGAUUGGUGUGGGGACAGGAUGAGAUCAAUGUGGUUGAGGACUUGAUUGCUGGUUGGGAGCCUGGCAAGACUGGGGGUCCGAUCGCUCAAGUAGGAAAGGUCAAGUAUGAGGAUGGAAAAGGAGUGAAGGGUAUUGACUCCAAAUUGUGAUUGUAAAU
Messenger RNA from Exserohilum turcica Et28A, 1532 nucleotides. RefSeq lists its product as uncharacterized. The record is from RefSeq and is a predicted model, not a curated record. NCBI's taxonomy places the organism in Eukaryota, Fungi, Ascomycota, Dothideomycetes, Pleosporales, Pleosporaceae. Gene Ontology annotation, biological process: glutathione metabolic process. Gene Ontology annotation, molecular function: glutathione peroxidase activity; glutathione transferase activity. The coding region runs from base 1 to 1524 and encodes 507 amino acids. The transcript has 2 exons. Gene Ontology annotation, cellular component: mitochondrion; peroxisome.